CUCUCUCUCUCUCUCUCUCUCUCUCUCUCUCUCUCUCUCUCACUGUCUAUCCAUCCUUCUAUCUGUCCUCCUGACUGCAGUCUGCAUACAGUGCCACGCUGCUGCUGCUGCUGCUGCUGUGUGAUACGAGCAAGUGGGAGGAACAGCUUCCUCUGUUUUGCCUAAAAAAAAAAUGACGAGACAUCUUCUUGGAGCUGCUGCAGCAGGGGUGGAUUUGGCUUCCAGUCUCCUGCAUUGCACAAUCUUUCCUCUCUGCUUGGACAGAUAAAUAAGACAAAAGACAGAGCGCUGGGGCGAAGAGGAGAAGAGGAGAGCAGCAGCUACAGAGGAGAGGACGGAAAAGAGCCAUAAGCGGGGGUGAGGGGGUGUGGAGGAUAAUAGAUUAAAAAAAGAGAGAGAGAGGGAGAGAGGUUGAAUGGCAGAGGAGGUAUGAGGAGAGAGAGAAAAGGAGGCAGGGGUAGACACACAGGGAACAGAGGAUAGAGUGAUUUGCACUGCAGUAGAAUGAGGGUUAGAGAGAAAGAGAGAGCCGAGAAGCAUUCGAGCUGCCAGCCUUUCGCACGCCACUCGGGAUCCGUCGCUUUCUGAAGAGGCAAGAAGAGGCAUCCACCGUGGAGGCGAGAAGGAGACGGAGGAGGGGGGCCGAGGAGGAGGAAGCCAGAGGUUCCACACACAAGAUGGCUGCUGUGUCCUCUGCCUCUGACACUGGGGACCCCAGGGGCCGCCACCCCCCUGAGCGCAGACUGCUGAUCCUGGGAGGGCCACGGUCUGGUAAGACCUCCACCGCCAACAGCGUCCUGGGGGACGAGGUCUUCGACGUCGGGACGGAGACCACUCACAGCAACGUCGGCCAGACGGAGAUCUACGGCCGACGGGUCACCGUGGUGGACACCCCGCCGUGGGCCAUCCCCAGCGACCCGGACGACAGCGCAGAAGCCGACGACAACGACAACGCCGGCGCAGAGUCGGACAACCCGUCGCGGGCCCCAGCGAGCCUGGACAGCGAGGGGCCGUGCAUGGGGGCCAUUCUCUGCCCUCCCGGGCCCCACGCCAUCCUGCUGGUGGUGUCGGUCACCCAGCCCUUCGGUGACACGGAAAAGAGGGCCGCAGAUGAGCAGCUGGGGGCCCUGGGUGGAGGGACCUGGAGGUACUCCAUGGUGGUCUUUACUGGGGUGGACAAGCUGCCAAAAGGGGUUUUCAUUGAGGAGCACAUAGCGAACACUGGAGAGGCCCUGCAGUGGCUGGUGGAGAGAUGUGGAAGCAGGUACCACGCCUUCGAUAACACUCGGAAAGACACAGAAGACAACACACAGGUACCCGAGCUGAUGGAGAAGGUGGAGGAAAUGAUCACUGACAACCAAGGCUGGUACUUUGAGGUGAAUGAGUUGAUUUUACUGGAGGAGGAGCAGGCCAGGAGAGCUCUAGAGGAGGAGAGGAUGAGGAUGGAGGAGCACGCCAGGCAGAGGGACCAGAUGAUCGGAGGGCCUCCCAGAGAGUUGAGGCUGCUCUUGUUGGGCUGGAAGGGUGUUGGAAAGAGCUCGGUGGGGAACUCCAUCCUGGGCCGUCGGUACUUUGAGUCGGGCCAGGAAACGGAGCUGUGCCUUAGGAGGCAGGCGCUCGUAUCCGGCCGGCGGAUCACAAUCGUCGACACCCCCGGCUGGGACUGGUUCUCGGUGAGGCGUACCCCGAAGCGCAUCCGGCAAGAGUCCCAACGCGGAGCCGCCCUCCUGCGACCCGGACCCCACACCCUGCUGCUGGUCCUCCCCGUCGUCUCGUCCCUCACCGCCAGGAAGAGGCGGACGCUCCUGGCUCACAUAGAGACUCUGUUCGGCGACAGCGCGUGCCUCCACACCAUGGUGCUGUUCAGCUGUGGUGACUGGCUGGGCCGCACGCCCAUCGAGGAGCACAUUCUCAGAGGCGGGAGGGAGCUGCAGAGACUACUGGAAUACUGCGGGAACUAUUACCACGUCCUGGACAGUAAGAUUCCUGGCAAGGACAGGAGUGUGUCAGUCCUGCUGGAUAAGAUGGAGGAGAUGAUCAGAGAGAACGGGGACAAGGCCUUCCUCCCAAUACAGACCGAGUGGUUGAGCGAGGAGAGCUCCUACUCUUCUGACAACACCGAGCCUGAGGACGACUGUCGAGGAUGCCAGCUACAGUGAUGCCAUCGCACUAAAAAGGAAAGUGUACCGGCUCUUUAUCCUUGUUCGGAGUCCUCAACAGGCCCACCUCACAUAACCUAAACCUCAUCUAGAUAUCCCGCUCCAACUCCCAAGAGUUUUAGGGGAAACCGACGGCUUGGAAAAGGUGAAUCUCGACACGAGUCUAGCUCUUUGUUAGAAAAGACCGAGCUGAUCGCUGAGCAAAAGCCUCGACCUGGACUGAAAGCGCAAACUCUCCUCAAAACCCCCAAGAGGAGGAGAAAUAUUCUGCUUCUUGCUUCAAGGGGACCAGAGCUCGGUCCCUGUCCAUGAGCAUGUACACAGAUAUCAACUGCUGCUAAAGAGACCCUGUUUCAACACUGCAGAGUAAAGAAUUACUCGUCAUUGUUACUAUGAGUUCAGACCGCACUGAUAACAAGCUGAAAAUCAAAAACCAAAAGAAGACAGUAUUAUCACGGGCAGUCAGAUUUGGCGGUAGGAGUCACUUCUGCAGUAAGUUUGUCACUCUGGGUUAUUGGGAGACAAAGAGUAAUGGUUGCGUCCGAAAUUACACCGGUACUCGGUAUCGGCCGAUACCCAAGGCCCAGCUAUCGUAUCGGGACUGAAAAAAUCAGAUUGGUGCAUUCCUAACCACGACAGCCCUAAGUCGACAUAAACUACUGCUCGGUGCGUCUGAAAAGAUCCAUACUACUGUUUAUUCGUUGAACGAUAUGUAGUGCGCAGUAUGCGAUUUCGGACGCAGCCAAUGACUCGUAUCAUGAAUUUGGACCGGACUUUACAAUAUGGUCAUCCCCUUUCUACAUCAAGUGCCAUUUCUGUCAUUCACUUCGAAAUUAGUUUGAAUCGAAAAAGAAAAUGGUUUGAGCCAAACGUGCACAGUGUGACAAAAGAUAAUAAUGUGUACUGAAAAAAAGAAUUGUUUGUGCACUGCGGUAUCAUAAAAAGUACACAUUGAGACAUGAGUGGUAUUAAAAUUCUGGUCAUUACCGUUUGAUUAGUUUCUGCUCAGGGAGUCAGGGUUGAGUUGCUUCCUCCAGGGCAAAAUCUGGUGCAUUUACAGAAACGCUGAUUAAUGCUGAUUGCUAAACUGCAGACGUAAGUCACAUAUUAAUUCAGAGGGAUUUUUUAUUUAUUUUUUUCCUGUGAGUAUUUGCUUUAGUUUGCUGGAAGUAAACGACAGUCGGUGUUUUGCAGUUUGGUUGUAAUUGGUUCCCCCUUUGGUCGCUGAAAAACUAGAUCCAUCUGCAGGAGUAAAUAUGUAGUCAUUCUGAGCCCUCCUCUGCUGUAGCGUUCACGCUCGCGAGGACCGUUACAGUUAAAUUGAAACUGUGUGCAGUCUCAGAUCCCUGGUGCACCCAGUGCAUUUAUCGACAAGGUAGACUCAGCUACGUGCCUCAGCAUCAAAGCGUGAGAGUGGGAGUACUGUGCAGCCCUGCGGCAGGGCAGUAUCCUAUAGGCUACAUCAAGCUUUCGCAUGCUACAGAAAAAAAACAACAUAACCUCAUGAACCAUUGGAGCUCACACAGGGCUUUUACUACCUUUUUCUACAUCAGUGACACAUCUGUUCCUGACAUCAAUAAAAAAAAAAUUUAAAAUAUAUAUAUUCAGCUCUCAGAGGCAUGUUAAGACAACGCAUGCAGAUAAACGAGUGCCUAUAGAGUUGAAGGCAACCUCACUUCAUGUUCCUCUGACUCUUGUGAAUUUCUGGUAUGACAUCACAUCCCUCUACCUUUACGACUGCAAAAAAAAAAAAUUAAAAGUGGACAAUUCCCACUCUGGAAGGUAGAAAAUAAAGCAUAUAUAAUAUGUGACCGACACCACUGCCAUGCUGUUAUUUUCUACAAAUGAUGUAGCCUAUAAAAGAACCCCUGACACUGCUUCCUCCCUAUGCUUUACUGACUCUGUGCUUCAUCUAGUGACGUAGGCUAUACCGCAGCACUUUAUGUGACCAGCAUGACUUUACAAUUUGAUAUGAAUUCUGUCUCAGUCUUAGAGUCCCACUUCACCUGUGAAUAUUAUUGUAUAAGCCGUGUGUAUUUACAGUGUAAAACACGUUACAUUGUACGCUUUUAGCGAAAGCAUUUUUGCACUGUGUAAGUUUUACCACUUAACCGUGGCCAACGUGAUGUUACUUCCUGUGUGGUCCGUCCUAUAAAUGGUGAUUGCGUCAUCAGUACUUUGCUCAUCCCCCAGACAACAAUAAAAGAUAUGGAUAUAUUGUUGUGUA
Molecule: messenger RNA, 4386 nt
Organism: Sebastes umbrosus (honeycomb rockfish)
Lineage: Eukaryota; Metazoa; Chordata; Actinopteri; Perciformes; Sebastidae
Product: GTPase IMAP family member 8
Exons: 6
Coding region: 678-2159 (493 amino acids)
Molecular function (GO): GTP binding
Source: RefSeq, a predicted model, not a curated record